Molecule: messenger RNA, 744 nt
Organism: Solea senegalensis (Senegalese sole)
Lineage: Eukaryota; Metazoa; Chordata; Actinopteri; Pleuronectiformes; Soleidae
Gene: mrps11
Product: mitochondrial ribosomal protein S11
Exons: 6
Coding region: 76-669 (197 amino acids)
Biological process (GO): ribosomal small subunit assembly; translation; maturation of SSU-rRNA from tricistronic rRNA transcript (SSU-rRNA, 5.8S rRNA, LSU-rRNA)
Cellular component (GO): ribosome; mitochondrial small ribosomal subunit
Molecular function (GO): structural constituent of ribosome; small ribosomal subunit rRNA binding; mRNA 5'-UTR binding
Source: RefSeq, a predicted model, not a curated record
AGUUACAGCACAUCCAAUGUCACGUUUGCUGCCUGAAAACCGUUCAAAUAUCUGGCUGAGAAUUUGCUGAUAAACAUGUACAAUAUGUAUAAAUUAAAUUGUGUAUUAGUUCGUUCUUUUAAUAACGUAUGCCGCCAGUUGGCCGCCCCACUGAAUGCAAGAGGAAGCUCUGUCGGCCUGCAGCGAACACUAUGCAGCAGUGCUGUCAGACUUCAACAGAGUUCAGCAUCCUCCUCUGACCCCGAGCAAACAUCCACAGAAUUCAGCCAUUUUCCUCCUCUGCCUGGUCAAGACAGUGCUCUGAGAUGGGGUGGAAAAAAGUUUGAGGAUUUACCAAUCAUCCACAUUAAAGCCACAUACAACAACACACACAUCCAGCUGACAGACAGUGCGGGACAGUCGAUGGUCAGGACAUCUUGUGGAACAGAAGGUUUCAAGAACAUCAAGAAGUCAACGCCCAUCGCUGCUCAGGUUGCAGGCAUCUCUGCUGCCGCAAAAGCCUCAGCCAAGGGAGUGGCAUUUGUUCGUGUUGUGAUCAAAGGUAUUGGUCCUGGACGUCAGGCAGCAAUCAAAGGCUUGACCAUGGGAGGCCUGGAUGUGGUAUCCAUCACAGACGAAACCCCCGUGCCACACAACGGAUGCCGCCCGCGCAAAGCCAGAAGAACGUGAUUCUUGAACCAUAAUGCACUGCAACCAAAGCCAUCGUGUCCCAGUCUGCUAAUAAAGUUUUUUUGACAACAUUGA